UUCAUCCGGGUUUGAAAACUGAUCCUCUCCACGACUCCGCCUUCAGUUAUCGAUCUCUCCCUACAAUUUAGCCGUUCUAUUUCAAACUGCUUGCGAUUUGAAUAUGCCUAAUUUCAAACUACUCAGUUUUCUGCCGCCAUUGUUCUUCAAGCAAAUCCUGUAAUCCGUGUUCAUCGCAACGUUUCCGCCUAUAUGGAUUCAUCUGGUCUGAAACGAUUUCCUUCUUCCAUCCGUGGCCGUGAGUUUCAUAGAGGUCUUUUGUGAGUUUCAUAAAGAUUCAAAGAGCGGAGCAUGCCAGAGCAGGGUUGAUGGUAUAUAUUCAACUACCCGAAAUUCACAUGCAUCAAUGUCAAUUUACGAUGAUUUGAGUGGUAUGAUCACUUGCUGGACGUCUGAAAUCUGAUAUUUGUGCUCCAUUGGUUGAAAGGGAUAAGAUGCAUUCUAAAGGGUUAUUGCGUAGCACUUGGGGUCAGAAAAUCUGUAAUAAACAUUUGUCAGAUGGGACUCCGAUGUGCUUCAGCUAUUUCAGAUUCAAGGGGUAUGAGCGUAUUUCUGCAUCUGUCGGAUCAUUCACGUCACCUGGUGGAACAGACCCGUUUCUCUCCCGUUCAUUUUUUUAUUGAAGCUGCAAAACUACCAGAUCAACCCACUUUAUCUGGGUUAACCCGACCAGCGGUUUUUCUUUCAAACUAACUUCAAGAGAUCGAACGUUGAUGAAGGCUGAUUUUGCGAAUAACUGCUAAAUACGUGGGUCAGACAUCCAAACUUACUCCGCCAGUUUUCAAAUUUGAAUUUGUUCCCAUGGGCGGCGGAGUCAAUUCGUUGAAUUUGCAGUUGCGGAAAGAAUUUUCAUCAUUAUUCUUCAUUAUCAGGACAUGUUUAGUUCUUCUUAAGCAUCCACACUGCCUUUGAAAGAUAUACAUCGUUUCGUGUGUUGCUGAUCAAGUUUGAUAGUCAUAUCUGCAGGACUUAGUUUCCAACGACCCAUGUCACAACUCAUACAAACUGCUGGACGCACUGGAAAAUGAAGAUGGAAUGUCUUGAUUAAUAUCUCAUAUAUAUAUAUAUUCCAGUGAGCCUAAAUUCUGGAGCAACUAUUGGCCGAACAUUAUUCGCAAACCCUCCAAAAAUUUAACAAGACUGUGCCAAAUUCAAGUUUUAAGACUCCAACACGUGCUGAUAAUGUUGCCAACAGCCCUCACACUCCACACAAGGUUCUGCCGUUACACAAGUCACCAGGGCCAAAUCCGUGAAUCAGACAGAUGCAUUUAAGCUCCCAACUCAAACACAAUGUAAUUGUCAUUAUCCGUAUUUUCAUGCCUUUUUUAUUAACAACUCUCUGAUUGUAGGUUCGGCCACAUCACAUGCUACAUCACAAAGGCGUUAAACAAUGCCGGCGUAUGUGCUGCUCAUCAUAAGGUUCAGCAGGCAUAUCUCACGCUAUCACAGAGGAGGCUACAGAGGAGACUUUUUUUCCGUAUUUGGGUUUUGUUGUUUACAUGGACAAUGGAUGGUGGUUAGAGGCUUAGAGCUUUAGCAGCCACAAAUAUUCCUCCUAACUCUGUUCUAACGGGUUGUUCUGUUAUAUUUUCAAACAGGUCGUAAGCAUCCCUUUGGGUGCUCUUUCUCCUUUUCCUGCUGAUAGUCAUGUUGUUGUUCGUGAAAUACGGACUCCACCCCAGCCAAUCAUCGAAGCUUGGUUUGUAUUGAUUUUUUCUAAAAUUUAUCUAGACAAUUCUGAUGUUCGUCCCAGCAAUUCAAGUCGAUUUAAGAAAUCUUGAGCAUGUGUUGCAAUUAUAUGUUAAUAGUUCAUGUGCCUAUAUAUAUCACAGUUAUCUAUAUCUCUCUACCAGUUCCAAUACCAUGCACGAGAAACUGUUACAUUAUUGUUGAUUGCUUGAGGUUAUUUUGACUAAAAGUAACAUGAGUCAAGAUUAGCACAUAUUAAUGGUAUAACUUGGCUUAUCAACAUGCAGAUUUGUUUGUCACUAAGUUAUACUUUUUUAAAUAAAAAAAAGCUGCACCCUAAUGAAAUAUAUAUGAACUUCUGAUAUUUCAUAGGUCAUGAAAUGUACAGAUCAUUUACUGUCAGCAGAGUGUUAUUCACUAAAAUGGCAAUUUACAUUUACUGAUUUGUUUGCAGGAACUGGAUCUUUGAUUUGGUUGCGGGGUACCUACCAAGUGCAAUGCUGAAAUUAUUUAUUUUCUGUGUUCCACCAAUAUGAUGGUUUUCUCAGCAAUAGAGGGUCCUGUUGCAUGUAGUUGUUGAAAAAAGAGUGCUUCCAUCAAUGUUUUGUACUUUCUAAUAUGGAUUGUCUUUUUUGCUAAUAUUCUAUCAGAUCCGUGUUACAGAGGUUUGAUAGAUUUUCAAGUCUAAAAGAUAUUCCUCUGCAACUUGCCAAGGGAAUACCAUCAAUGCGCCAGUUUUACCAGCAAAAUAUACCCUUCCUAAGUUGUUACCAAGUAUUAUAUUCCAUUCACUUUUGUGAUUGAAAGUUAUAGACUCCAACUUAACAGUUAUAGAAAAAGAGGUGGUAAGCAACACUUGACCGCAAAAGCCUGCCAUAUCUUCUGUUUCUAUGAAAUGGUACUGCUUGACCAGAGCAUGAUUAACAGCUCUUCCUGGUCUGUGUGAAGGGCUGUAGAGGAUCGUUCUCAGCUGGGUUUCCUGGCUACGGUGGUCAUGCAGUUGUCUGACAGACCCAUAAUCUUUGCUCUUUGUCGUUAAUUCCCAUCACCUAUUUCUGUUCAAUCUCCGUAGCAAAUAAGGAUGAGUCGCUCAGGCCAGCCCCCAGAUCUAAAGAAGUACAUGGACAAGAAGCUUCAAAUUAAGAUGAAUGCUGAUAGCAUUUUUGUUGGCACCCUUCGUGGUUUUGAUCAGUUCAUGAACCUGGUGAUUGACAACACCAUGGAGGUGAAUGGUGAUGAGAGAAAUGAUAUUGGCAUGGUGGUUAUUAAAGGAAAUAGCUUGGUCGCUGUUGAAGCACUUGAGCUGGUGCUAAUAUGUUGUGAUUUUAUAUAAGUAUCCGGUCAAGAUUACGUGUUUCCACGAAUUAUUUUGAAAUACCUAUAUAAUAUAUGAAGAUUUUUGUGAUAA
Messenger RNA from Daucus carota subsp. sativus, 3097 nucleotides. RefSeq names its product probable small nuclear ribonucleoprotein G. Bases 2771 to 3022 code for a protein of 83 amino acids. Gene Ontology annotation, biological process: mRNA splicing, via spliceosome; spliceosomal snRNP assembly. Gene Ontology annotation, cellular component: SMN-Sm protein complex; U1 snRNP; precatalytic spliceosome. The record is from RefSeq and is a predicted model, not a curated record. NCBI's taxonomy places the organism in Eukaryota, Viridiplantae, Streptophyta, Magnoliopsida, Apiales, Apiaceae. The transcript is spliced from 10 exons. Gene Ontology annotation, molecular function: RNA binding.